Molecule: messenger RNA, 720 nt
Organism: Recurvomyces mirabilis
Lineage: Eukaryota; Fungi; Ascomycota; Dothideomycetes; Mycosphaerellales; Teratosphaeriaceae
Exons: 4
Coding region: 1-720 (239 amino acids)
Source: RefSeq, a predicted model, not a curated record
AUGGCUGGCGUCGACAAGCCACUCCCCGGCAAAAAGCCAGGCAUCUUGUUCGCCAACAGCAAGAUUAAGAAGCCAGAUCAGUUGUCAAAGGAAGAAUAUACUCGAUGGUAUGAGCAAGUGCAUAUUCCAGACAUCUUCAAGACGAGCGGCAUCAAAGAAGCGUCAAGAUGGACCGCCCUGGAUCCCAGUCAAGAUCGACCAUUUCUUGCCCUUUACCCGCUUGAUGAUCUGGACUUCCUGGAUACGGACGAGUUUAAAGCAAUACCGGUCCACGACGACAACCUGCCAGGUUCAGGCGAGAUAUUUGAUCUCGCUGAUUUUGACACCCGAUACUACAAACUUGCACAGUUGUACGAGCCUGAAAACGCGAAGUCUGGCCAGCCAGAUUUCGUAAUAGCAGCAGCUUUUACUCCGACAGACGACAAGGAGUAUGAUGCUUGGUAUAGACAAGAACACUUGAAGGAGGUCUCCGGCCUCACCGGAUGGAGGAAGACUGAGCGCUACGACUUGACGUUCGCAAGGCAGAACCGUAGCACUGGGGAGGACAACAAGUUGCCCGAGCCACCCAAAUUCCUGACUUUGCAUUAUAUCGAUGGCGAGUCGCUGCCAGAGAAGGAACUCGCGAAGGCGGCUGAAAGCGAGAGGACGAAGAAGAAUCUGUCAGAGAUGAAAGCGACACAAAUGGCUAUCUUCAAGAAGUUGGCUCAAUUCCAGAAGUGA